AUGGUUCCUUCGAUUCUAGAUAGAUUCACCAUUUACGGCCCAAAUGGCAAUCAUGCUUGCUACGUUACAGCGCCAGCGAGUGCUAGCCUCUCCGGAGUGAAAGAUGGUUCAUGGAUCCGCUUAUUCCAGCUUGACGUGGCCCGGUCAUUAGCUGCGCAACUCGUUCUUGUUGUGGAUUAUGUGCAUGCCCAAGGAAUUGUCCAUGGAGAUAUUCACCUCGGCAACAUUCUUCUCAAAGUUCCGCCCAAUUUUGACCAGCUCUCACUCAAACAAUUAUAUGAGAAAUACGGAGCACCGGAACUAGACCCAAUUGUUUGUCUAGAUGGCAAUCCGCUUCCGCCUGGUGUCCCAUCCCAUGGCAUUGUGCCCAUAUGGUUGGGGAAAGCGAGUGAGGAAAUAACGCUUUCAGAAACCAGGAUCGUGCUUACAGACUUUGGUGAAGCCUUUCCCCACUCAAAAGAACGGAAAUACGAAUCUCGCACCCCCCUUGUCGUCCGUCCUCCCGAGGCGCGGUUUGAACCAAACGACCCUCUGUCUUUUUCAUCGGACAUUUGGACUCUCGCCUGUACCAUAUGGUUUAUCAUUGCCCAACGACCAUUGUUUGAAGGAUUUCUCGCGACGGAAGACGACAUGACCUGUGAGCAUGUCGAUACAUCAGCGAGUUUAAAUAUGCCCAACUGA
Molecule: messenger RNA, 681 nt
Organism: Penicillium riverlandense
Lineage: Eukaryota; Fungi; Ascomycota; Eurotiomycetes; Eurotiales; Aspergillaceae
Exons: 1
Coding region: 1-681 (226 amino acids)
Biological process (GO): protein phosphorylation
Molecular function (GO): protein kinase activity; ATP binding
Source: RefSeq, a predicted model, not a curated record